AUGACAUCAACCCGAACUAUCAGCCUCUUUCGUGAGGCACUGACAUUGCGCCCACCUGGGCAUCCAUGUCGUGACACCACGCUCAACAACCUUGCCCUCGCGCUCGACACCAGAUACAACGAAUUAUAUGUCAUCGAGGAUCUUAAUGAGGCCAUUGAUCUGUACCGCGAAUGCCUUCGGUCACUGCGACAUGACCAUUCAGAGCGCCAUGCAUAUCUUCAAAAUCUGGGCUUCGCGCUGUGCUUGCGUUUUAUGCAAACUCAGGAGAAUGACGAUGUCGAAGAGGCCAUUCAGCUCUGCCAAGAAUCUUUGGCCGCUCUGUCUUUACUGCACCCGAGCAGGUAUUCUGGCUAUGUGUGCCUGCGGGAGGCUUAUUUGUCUCGUUACCGGAUUCUACACGACUCUGCUGAUUUAUCGCUCGCAGUGGAGAACUUCAGGCUCGCAUCGGGGCACCCUACUAAGGGCUUCCAGGUCGCAUUCAAAUCCAAAAUUGGCGCACGAUUAUUUGACCUGAGCACGCGCGUUUCCGAUGCCGCCCAGAGUUCUGCAACCAUCACCGACAGAGCUGCUGCUGAUCGGCAGCAACCGACGGUUCCUUCUCUCCCCUCGCCGUCAUAUGCAGACUUGCAAGCGGCACACGCCAAGGCCCCGUUAUCGUCCUUAUUGCCAGCGAAUACUCGUGCAGCGCCAUCAUUAUCCCAACGUCAGGAGAACCCCAUCAUGUUCCCUUCCUGUCUCUGUCUGACAGAUCUAAACAAUCUCAAGGAUCGCUUCGCCAGGGCGAUACGACACGCAUCUACCAUGGGCCAAAGGUGCCUCGAUGAUCUGAUAGUCCUCUUGCGGGCAGUUUGGGACGAGAUCAUGCUACCCAUCAUCAACGUCCUCGAGCAUGUCCUUAAGCUACAGCACGGCUCUCGAAUUUGGCUGUGUCCAACCGCAGCUUUCACGUCCAUUCCUCUCCAUGCAGCUCACCCCUUUCAAACAAGGGCAGAUCGCUCUAAAGAGCCAUGCCUAGAAGAUCUCUACAUCUGCUCUUACACCCCACACUUUCGGCUCUGGGUCAACCGGGUACAGGGAAAGGCAAGGCGCUCUUGGCUGUCGACAGCGAGCUCGAACUUGUCCAUAAGCUCGUCCCUGCAACGGUCAACCGUAACACUAUUUCUGGUGACGCAGCCACACAGCAGGUGCACUCAAAGCUUUGGAAAAGGACACCUGGGUGCACCUCGCUUGUCAUGGCAAGCAGACCCUACACAGCCUUACAAUUCCCACUUCGUCAUGAGAGAUGAACACCUGACGCUGCUUGAUAUCAUGGAGAAACAUAUUCCGCAUGCUGAGUUCGCAUUCUUGUCCGCUUGUCAUACCGCCGUUGGCGACAAGGAGACGCCCGACGAGGUUAUUCACCUCGCAGCUGGUCUCCAGUUUUCGGGAUUCAAGAGCGUCAUUGGCACGCUGUGGGAGGUCGACGAUGCUGUCGCAAAACACGUUGUUAAAGCGUUCUACGAGAAUUUGUUCGCCGAUUUGGAGGAUGGUGGUGUCAUGGACUGCACAAAGGCGGCCUGGGCACUCAACCGUGCUACGCACUUCCGUGAAGACGAAGUGCCGCUCGAGCAGAGGAUGUUUUCAAUUCUAUUGUGUGUAGUUCUAUGUCAAAUGACCCUCGUCUCUUACGCUCCAGCUGUCUCGUUUUUGUACUAUACUAUCGUGGGUUUUGUCGACUAG
Molecule: messenger RNA, 1719 nt
Organism: Suillus subalutaceus
Lineage: Eukaryota; Fungi; Basidiomycota; Agaricomycetes; Boletales; Suillaceae
Product: CHAT domain-containing protein
Exons: 5
Coding region: 1-1719 (572 amino acids)
Molecular function (GO): protein binding
Source: RefSeq, a predicted model, not a curated record